This is a messenger RNA of Linum trigynum, 2289 nucleotides long. The record is from the annotation of a GenBank genome assembly. NCBI's taxonomy places the organism in Eukaryota, Viridiplantae, Streptophyta, Magnoliopsida, Malpighiales, Linaceae.
AUGUCAGAAACCGUGCAAGAAAUUGCUAUUUAUAUCCACAGGUUUCACAACCUUGACCUUUUCCAGCAAGGAUGGUACCAAAUAAAGAUCACCAUGAGAUGGGAAGAUGAUGAGAUUACUACUGUAGCAACCCCAGCAAGGGUUGUUCAAUAUGAAGCUCCUGAUCUUGGCUUUGAUGACGUAUAUGGAGUUUGGAAGAUUGAUGAUACAGAUAAUAGCUUCUUGACACCCCCCUUCCGAAUAAGAUAUGCAAGGCAGGAUGUUCGGAUGUCUAUCCUGAUAUCGUUUAAUUUAUCACUAAGUAAAUGUAAGGGUCCUUCCUCGUCUGCUGUUAUUUUGAAAUUUGAGCUUUUUCAAGCUCCAAUAACUGAAAGCGGGCAUCAAUUUCUGUCUACGUUGGAAGCAUCCUCUGUUGCUAUCCAUGAGUUUCGUGUUCCUCCCAAAGCUCUUCUGGGGGUGCAUUCAUAUUGCCCUGUUUACUUUGACGCAUUUCAUGCUGUGCUCGUUGAUGUGAGUGUCCAUGUCACCCUUUUGCAAGCUGGUUAUUACAAGAAGGUAGCCAGUGAUUCUCUCGAUUCUUCAGCCGGUGGAAGUCCUAAUGGGCUUGAUAAAGAAUUGGAUCCUGUAGAUCUGAGAGAGGUAGAACUUGUCAAGGCCUUUUUACUAGCCCGAGACGUAUUGAUGGAAGAGAUUCAUAAACUUAGCAAAGCCAUUAACAAAGUUGUUGACUUGACUGAGUUCAAACGAAAGAUGAAUGAUAUCAAGAUGUUAGAUUCUGUCUGGCAAGCAAGCUUGGGUACUUCAGAUGGUGAAUAUUCUGGACAAGGCAAGCGACAAAAUGGUCUUGAGACAGAAAAUGGUAUCCGGGACAUUCAAAGUGAGAGGUUGGGCAGUCUAUCGGUGGAUGCUUUAACAAAUAUUUUCCAUGCACUGGGGUCGCAACAAUCGUAUUUAUGGGGCGUCUUUAUGCAGUUUCACAGGGAAAACAAAGUACAGAUACUGGAAUUUUUGCGCGACGGAUGGAGCAAGGACCGCAGAGCUGAAUGGUCAAUAUGGAUGGUGUACUCGAAAGUUGAUAUGCCUCAUCAUUACAUAAGCAGUGGAAAUGAUGAUACUUCCAACAGUGUACCCAGAAGAGUUGCUGCUUUGUGGAAGCUAGCUAUUGAUCCUGCUCAAGCUGCAGCAACACGUGCUGAGCUUCAUCGACGGAGCAUAGCUCAAAUGAGGAUUAAUACUUGUUCAAUUCAAGACCUGUAUAUAUUCGGUGAUCCCUUGCGCAUUCCUAUUGUGAUAAUUGAGCGUGUCAUAAAUGCACCACGCCGUACCAUGAGUGAGAAUUCGUACUUUAAAAACAUGGACCUGAUAGAUUCUCAAGGAUUGAGACUGAAGACUAGUGCUGAGGCUGGAAACAAACCAUCUCUUCCUACUAUUCAACCAACUGGCCGCGACUUGAAAAUUGUCGUGUUUGUGCAUGGUUUUCAGGGACAUCAUCUGGAUUUACGGCUUGUUCGGAAUCAGUGGCUGUUGAUAGACCCCAAGAUAGAGUUUCUGAUGUCACAGGCAAAUGAGGAUAAAACCUUGGGAGAUUUCAGAGAAAUGGGACAAAGGUUGGCUCAAGAAGUGGUUUCUUUUGUUAAGAAGAAAAUGGAUAAAGUUUCAAGAUCUGGUCAUUUGAGAGAUAUUAAGCUCAGCUUUGCUGGGCACUCUAUUGGAAAUGUAAUUAUAAGAUCGGCUCUAUCAGAGAGCAUCAUGGAGCCAUAUUUGAGUUACCUCUACACCUACGUUUCUGUAUCUGGUCCACACUUGGGCUAUCUUUACAGUUCAAACUCUUUAUUUAAUUCUGGAAUGUGGCUUUUAAAGAAGCUGAAGGGAACACAGUGCAUUCAUCAGCUUACUUUCACGGAUGACCCUGAUCUCAGAAACACCUUUUUCUACCAGCUUUGCCAGCACAAGACACUAGACCACUUCAGAAACAUAAUACUGAUGUCGUCACCCCAGGAUGGUUAUGUGCCAUACCAUUCAGCUAGAAUCGAACUGUGCCAGGCUGCAACCUUGGACCACUCCAAAAGAGGCAAGGUAUUCCUGGAGAUGCUAAAUAACUGCCUGGAUCAGAUACGGACCUCAACCAAUGAGCAAAGGUUGUUUAUGCGAUGUGAUGUCAACUUUGAUACAACAGUGUAUGGGAAGAACUUCAACACAUUCAUAGGUCGGGCGGCACACAUUGAGUUUCUGGAGUCUGACGUCUUUGCAAAGUUCAUCAUGUGGUCUUUCCCUGAACUCUUCCGUUGA